AUGUCUCAAGCAGCAUGGAUAUCCAUUGGAGGGAGGAGAACCCAGGUGAUUCGCAACAAAGAUUGCGCCAAGCGGGCAAUGGUAGCAUCCUCAGAAUGUGCAGCGCAGCUCCGUAAGGUGAGCUUGCACCAGUGGGAACACUUUUUGCAAGCAGAAAAAGAUGUCACUACAGCCAAACCUUCCUCAGAUCUGCCUUACGACCUCACAAACAACAGCUUCAACCAUGACUUCAAUUUUUCAACAAUUAUCCCUCCAGUGGGCGAGGAAGGCUUCUCAGUCAGUCAUGGUGAUGGAGAGCUUGAGCUUUACGAGGAUCUGAGUAAUGCCCUAUCCUCCCAAUGUCCUCAUAUUGAUGACCGUGAUCGACAUGACCACACAACCCGACUAGCACUAUCCUGGGCAGCCCAGUAUGAGUUGCUCGUUGAUGCAUACCUACAGUUUCGUUAUGAGAGCCCAUCAUUUGUGUCUCUCCCCACAACUAUCAGUGAUUCUGAUGAGACCUCGGAGACAUUCUCAAUAGAAGUCGUCGACUUAUUUGAACUUCAGUUUCCAUUUGAGGUUGCACUCAAUGGCAACAACUUGGCAAAAUUCGUAGACCCUGCCCUACAUGGGGGAAGAGAGCGUUCUGACCCCCGAAAUGGCCAGUUUGAUAUCUGGCUUGAUGAAGAAUAUGUUGACCGAUUCAAAGAUGAGGUUCAGAAUGCUCACCAGCACUACCAUCCUACUCCUGCUCAAACCGUGGAUCUGGAUGAUCCAUGGGUUGAUUGUGAAGCCGAAGAACAAGAUUCAAAUGAGCCAAUCAAUGUAUGUGUCGAUCAUUGGCGCAAUGUGGCCCCCAAGGCUCGUAAACAAAUGUUUGCAGUCUUUCACAAGUCAGGCAUUUUUGUAGCUGUAUGCCGUCACGGCUUUCUUCUUUCAAUAUGCGAUAUGGUUUGCAGCGGUGAGCUAAUGAAAUAUCCACUCGCGACCAUCAGCAAAUUGAUGGAAGUCUUUGCUGAACCCUUCCUUUACAGCUAUGACAUUAAGUGUGCAUUCCAUUCUAUUCUACAUCGCUCAUCGCUUGGAUCUGCAGUGCAGGCUUUCGGUAUUGAAGGAGUGGUACCAGGAUUUCAUGGUCAUGCACACAAUAGACUCUGUCAAGUACAGCACCACUCGAAGUUCAUGGUCGGUGCUGGGAAGGAAGAUUUUGAAACUUGUGAAUGGACAUUUUCGGAGUCUAAUGCACUCGCUCCCAAAAUUAGGAACAUAACUGAAUUUCACAGGCAUCAAGCACUUGAUGAACAUUUUAAAUUCGUUGAUGAGGAAAAAUAUGCUACUCUCAGUACCUUCAUUUACCACAAUUAUGUGCAAGCACUCAAGUGCAUUCAUUCCCACAAGGAGUUUCUUCAACAUUUUGAUCUCACCCCUCAAGAUUUUGAAUCGGAUCUGGCUGAGGAACGCAGCUACCUGGAGGUGGCCAGUCAACACAAGUCUGGAGAUAGUAUACAAGUGGAAUAUGUGAAGGCAUUGAAUGACCUUGAUCUAGCACAAACUCAAUGGGAGGCCACCCAACAUGAGUUCAAUCGCCUCGACUUACAUGUUAUUGACAAUGGAUUUACUAAUAAGGACAUCGCCAAUGUACACCAUUGCCAUACCACAACACAGAACCAAAUGGAGAUGAAAGCCCAGGUUGUCAAGGAUUUCGAAGCUCGCAUUGGUGUUGAGGAGUGGUGGUCUCUGACCCACGUGGAACGCAUUAGAGCGCAAUCACUCAUUGCCAAUGCACAGUAUCAUAAAGCUGUUGACGAUGUGGAGUGCCUCGUGGUCAUGCGACUUCUGGAACUUACGAAACUCCAGAUGAGUGGUUUAGCCCUAAAGACCUGGGCCACUGCAAUCCGGAACACCCUCAACCAAUAUAAUAAACAUGCUGCCACACUUGACCCUCCUCAUGCGCCGAUCACGAACCAGUUGCACAACAAGCAUUGGUCAGUCCCUCAUAAUCAUCAAGCAUCGGGAAAAUACUUUGAUCUAGAACAUUCAAAGGAGGAGAUUGUGCGCUGCAAUGUAGAGACUCUGCGCCUUCACACGAAGAUUCGAGAUGAUGUGAUUCUUUUUCCAGCUGUAAUUGAGCAGUGUCAUGAAUCUAACCCACUUCUUGCAGCUGAGAUACAGCGCCACUGGCACCAUCUGCAAUCUGUUAACACUUUCCACCUCUCCCACAUUCCUGGAUUUUCAGGUAGCAGAGCUGUAGGGACUCGUGUCGGACAGAUGAUUAGUGAUGCACAAGCAGAAGGUGACACAGAUAUGGUUAAUGAGUUAGAGGAGGAUGAGCAUGACCCUGAUGGCCAGGAACAGACAUUGAUGGAGGACUUCUUUUAUCAGUUGCAUAUUGGAUCCACCAAGACAGAGGAAGACUAG
Molecule: messenger RNA, 2397 nt
Organism: Suillus paluster
Lineage: Eukaryota; Fungi; Basidiomycota; Agaricomycetes; Boletales; Suillaceae
Exons: 9
Coding region: 1-2397 (798 amino acids)
Source: RefSeq, a predicted model, not a curated record